AUGGGACCACGGAUAUUAAUACUUUUGGCCUGCCUCGCAGCAGCGAGAGCGUCCCUGGAAGUGGUAAACCAAUGGAGUUUACUGCAAUUUGACUUUCCACCGGAUCCAGUGUUGCUAGAAAAGUUCCAACCUGAAAAUACAGUGCCUGCUGGACUGGAAGUUGGAUGGGAUCGAAUAUACAUAGGAAUCCCGCGACUUCGCGCGGGCGUGCCGGCCAGCUUAGCUUGGAUUCCUCGUUCACUGCCGCCUGGCGUUAGUCCUGUCCUUCAGGCAUACCCUGACUGGUCAUGGCACACGGCCGGUCGCGGCGACGUCAACUGCACGGGGCUCAUAUCCGUGUACCGCAUUCGAGCUGACCGCUGCAACCGCCUAUGGGUACUGGACUCCGGAGUUCUCACAAGUCUUGACGACUUCCGCCGCGUUUGUCCUCCUAAGAUCCUCAUCUUUGAUAUGGCAACUGAUCGUUUGGUUCGAAGCGUCUACUUCCCACGUGAACUGCUGCGCCCGAGUUCCCUUCUGACCAAUUUAGUAUUAGAUGAAAGCAGAUCAUCAGCCUCCCGACAUUCUGCUACAUGUGACAAUAUUUUUGCCUACAUCACUGACACCGUAGCGCCUGGUAUCAUCGUAUACGACGGUCGCCGCGACAAUGCGUGGCGUGUGACCCAUGCUUCGAUGUACCCCGACCCUGAUCUUGGAGAAUACGACAUUCUUGGAGAGAAAUUUACUCUUAUGGACGGCAUCAUUGGCGUAGCUUAUUCACCCGCUCAAGGGCUUUUGUAUUAUCAGCCUUUAGCAACUGACAGGAUAUUUAGUGUGUCAACAGCAGUUUUAGCAUCGGGUCCACCAGCCGAAGGAACUGAUUUGCCAGUUAAUUUAGUUGGACGAAAAUCCUCUCAAGGGAUAGCAAUUGCUGUAGAUCCACGAGAUGAUACUAUUAUCUUUAGUCCUAUUACUGAAACAGCUAUUGCCGCUUGGAAUCCUAUUACCAACUCGCAUAGAGUUCUAGCCCAAGAUAGCGAGAAACUGCAGUUUUGUGCUGAUGUGCGAUGGGCGGAGCGCGAUAAUGGCGCCGUGUGGGCUCUCUCCACGCGCUUCCAGAAGUACUUCAAGCGUUCCGUAUCGAAGCAUGAGAUCAACGUCCGAGUGUUGCGUGUCGUGGAGGCUGGAUAUGGGGGCGGCUACGUUCCUAUACAGCCACAUGUACUCCGUCGAGCCGCUAAUUUUACGUCUCCCCUUUAC
Messenger RNA from Brenthis ino (lesser marbled fritillary), 1239 nucleotides. NCBI's taxonomy places the organism in Eukaryota, Metazoa, Arthropoda, Insecta, Lepidoptera, Nymphalidae. The record is from the annotation of a GenBank genome assembly.